UAUUUAGUAUUAUUAGCCACAAAAAGACAGCUGUGACUGUGUUGUGCUUUGUUGCUCCCCAGUAUCAAACAGCAUGUACACGGUAAGAAGAAAGCAGACAUAGGAAGGAAAAAUGAAAUGGAGGGUAUAGUCUGAUAGAAAUGGAUAAAGUAGAAAUUAAAGAACAGUGAAGUUCAAUUGCUGUUACUAAAAAUGUCACCAGAUGGAAAGAGGGAGGAGGGAUUUAGAAAAAGGAAAGAGAUAAAGUGGUCAUAUGACAAAGAGCUUCUGGCAGAAGGCUGAAGGUGUUCAGCAGCUUCUGCUCCCUUCUUUCUAAUGAUGAAAACCCUUGAUGGAGCUGAACUCUGUUUUCCACAACUAAACUCCUCCUGCAAGAAGAACAUGCAUUCUCACUCUGUGUCCAUACUCACUUACACGAUGUUGUUCUCUAUCUCUAUGCUCACUGUAACUCUCAACCUGCUGGUCAUCAUCUCAGUUUCACACUUCAGGCAGCUCCACACCCCAACCAACUUCCUCCUCCUCUCUCUCGCUGUCUCAGACUGCUUUGUGGGCUUCCUAAUGGUGUUUCAGAUUAUCCUCAUUGAUGGUUGCUGGUUUCUUGGUGACCACAUGUGUAUUGUGUAUAGUGUUUUGGCCUACAUUGUUACCUCGACCUCAGUAGGCACCAUGGUUCUCAUAUCAGUUGACCGCUAUGUGGCUAUUUGUGACCCUUUACAUUACACCACCAAAGUCACCCAAAAAAGAGUUAAGUUCUGUAUUUGUCUGUGUUGGAUGUGUUCUGCUUUCUGUCACAUUCUACUGCUGAAGGAUAACCUGAAACAACCAGGAAGAUAUAACUCCUGCACUGGAGAGUGUGUGAUUGUUGUUGAUUAUGUUUCAGGACUUACAGAUCUGUUUGUGUCCUUCAUUGGUCCAGUCACUGUCAUUGUAGUUCUGUAUAUGAGAGUGUUUGUGGUGGCUGUGUCUCAGGCUCGUGCCAUGCGCUCCCACCUUGUAGCUGUCGCUUUCCAGCAUUCUGAGACAGUAACUGCUAGGAAAUCUGAGAUGAAAGCAGCCACUACUCUUGGUGUCGUUGUAGUUGUGUUUCUGAUGUGUGUCUGUACAUAUUUUUGGGUUUCCCUCACAGACCAGGACACAACGCUCAAUGCUUCAACUUCCGCCUUUAUAAUAUGUCUGUGUUAUUUUAACUCCUGUCUAAAUCCUCUGAUCUACGCCUUUUUCUACUCGUGGUUUAGAAAAUCUAUCAAACUCAUCAUUACACUUAAGAUACUGCAGGCUGACUCCCGUGACAUCAAUAUGCAGUAGAGAGGGAAUGUGACAUAUAAACACAUGCUGUUGGAAUUUUUGUAGCCAACAGGCUAAUAAACAACAAAAUCAUCAGAUAUCUAACAUGUCAGUUUUU
This is a messenger RNA of Scatophagus argus, 1402 nucleotides long. Its product is annotated as trace amine-associated receptor 13c-like. The transcript is spliced from 2 exons. The record is from RefSeq and is a predicted model, not a curated record. Gene Ontology annotation, molecular function: trace-amine receptor activity. Gene Ontology annotation, biological process: G protein-coupled receptor signaling pathway. NCBI's taxonomy places the organism in Eukaryota, Metazoa, Chordata, Actinopteri, Scatophagidae. Gene Ontology annotation, cellular component: membrane. Bases 316 to 1305 code for a protein of 329 amino acids.